Messenger RNA from Spinacia oleracea (spinach), 519 nucleotides. RefSeq names its product ribonuclease 3-like. Gene Ontology annotation, molecular function: ribonuclease T2 activity; RNA binding. The record is from RefSeq and is a predicted model, not a curated record. Bases 1 to 519 code for a protein of 172 amino acids. The transcript has 2 exons. Lineage: Eukaryota; Viridiplantae; Streptophyta; Magnoliopsida; Caryophyllales; Amaranthaceae.
AUGGCUACCUUCCUUUUUAUCGCAACGUUUAUGCUUAUUGUGUUUGCAUCAUUUGUACGAUGCCCACCUCCUUCCCUCCCUAAACCACCAUUCGCAGUGGUUGCUUUUGAGUGGCCUAUGGCCUUAUGCACAAUCAAACAUGGGUGCAAUAAGACCCCUCCAGCCAAUCUUCGACUGCACGGAGUAUGGCCAACACAUGGAAAUGGUUCAAGAAUGGAGUAUUGCACAAACCAUCCUUUCAGUGGUUCAGCUUUGAAUGAUAUAAGGAAAGACCUUCUGUAUUACUGGCCAAGUUAUUAUCAACCAGAAAACCAAUUCUGGAAAUAUGAAUGGGAAAAACACGGAACUUGCUCCGGCCAACCCGUCAAAGAGUAUUUUCAAAAUUCAAUGACACUCUUCACAAAGAUGUACCAGAGGAUUUUCACUACACUAGUACGAAACGGUAAGUGUUCCGAGUAUGGAACUGGGAGGACGUUCCGAAGUGCCUUGGCCCUGUCAAGCAGAGCAAACGUGAGCUAA